Pollicipes pollicipes is the source of this 1910-nucleotide messenger RNA. Its product is annotated as isovaleryl-CoA dehydrogenase, mitochondrial-like. Gene Ontology annotation, biological process: L-leucine catabolic process. Gene Ontology annotation, cellular component: mitochondrion. Lineage: Eukaryota; Metazoa; Arthropoda; Thecostraca; Pollicipedomorpha; Pollicipedidae. The record is from RefSeq and is a predicted model, not a curated record. Gene Ontology annotation, molecular function: 3-methylbutanoyl-CoA dehydrogenase activity; flavin adenine dinucleotide binding.
UCCUCGUGAUAGUUAUAGCUGAUGGCCGAACCCCCAUACGGCCUCCGUCAAAACGAAUUAUAUGCAGCUAUUGGGGAGAAUCCGGCUUGCCAACCCCCGUAUUCUGCAAAAGGCACUGCUGUCAUCCAUCCCUUGUUUCUGGAGAGGUGCUGUUUAAACUGCGCGAUGUGAUAUUACAGGCAGCGGAAGCUGGGUUACCUUGAAAAUGGACAUCCUGUUAUGAUUUAUUUCUAAUCUGCAAGCAUAAAGCAGAUUUUAAGCUUUUGGCUCCUCUGUGUUGGUUUGAGUUUUUGUUACACACAUUUGCUAGCUUCACUCAUUCAUUCUCUUCCUAUCAUGUUAAGCUUAGGACUGCAGAGAGGCAUGCAACAUAUUCACAGACUAAGGCCAGUGUGGCAUACACAAGUAUGCCACAAGCCACCACUUUCUGGGUACUCCUUUUCCACCUAUUCCAUUGAUGAUAGCCUCUUUGGUUUCACUGAAGAGCAAAAGCAGCUAAGAGCAACUGUGUCUGGAUUUCUUCAGAGGUAACUUGCCCCAUAUGCUGAUGAAAUAGACAAAAAGGAUGGCUGGGCUCAAAGAAAGGAGUUCUGGCUGCAGCUGGGCGCGCUGGGCCUGUUCGGCAUCACGGCCGACCCGGAGUUCGGCGGCUCGGGUCUGGGCCUGCUGGACCAGUGCCUGGUCAUGGAGGAGAUGUCGCGGGUGUCGGCCGGCGUGGCGCUCAGCUACGGCGCCCAGUCCAACCUCUGCAUCAACCAGAUCAACCGGCACGGCUCGCGGCGGCAGAAGGAGAGGCUCCUGCCCAGGCUCUGCACCGGGGAGUUGGUCGGAGGUCUCGCCAUGUCGGAGGCCGGCAGCGGCUCCGACGUAGUCUCCAUGGCAACGCGGGCCGAGCGGGUCGACGGCGGCUACCUCCUGAACGGCAGCAAGUUCUGGAUCACCAACGGGCCCGUGGCGGACGUGCUGGUGGUAUACGCGAAGACGGACCUGAAAUGCAAGCCUCAGCAUGGUAUCACAACGUUCAUCAUCGAGCGAGGAAUGCAGGGGUUCUCAACCUCGCCCAAGCUUGACAAGCUGGGCAUGCGUGGAUCCCCCACCGGCGAGCUUGUGUUUGAGGACUGCUUCGUGCCAGAUGAGAACGUGCUGGGCGAUGUUGGCCGGGGAGUGUACAUCUUGAUGUCGGGCCUGGACGUGGAGCGGCUGAUGUUGGCCGCCGGACCGGUCGGGGUGAUGCAGGCCUGCUGUGACGUCACGUUUGACUACUGUCACCAGCGGAGGCAGUUCGGCCAGCCUAUUGGUCACUUUCAGCUGAUGCAGGGCAAGAUGGCCGACAUGUACUGCGAGCUGAACGCCUGCCGGUCGUACCUGUACUGCGUGGCGCGCGCCGCGGACCGCGGUCACGUCUCCGGCAAGGACUGCGCGGGUGUCAUCCUGUACUGCGCCGAGAAGGCGACGCAAGUGGCGCUGCAGGCGAUACAGGCGCUUGGCGGCAACGGAUACAUCAACGACUACCCGACGGGGCGGUUUCUGCGGGACGCAAAGCUGUACGAAAUCGGCGCUGGCACGAGUGAGGUGCGCCGACUGGUAAUUGGCAGAGCGCUGAACGAAGAGUACAAAUAGGGCGGAGUUUUGGCGCUGCAGCCGCCGAUUGGUGCACGAGGGAAGAGCUUCGUCCGUGGAGGCUGUUUAUGAGUGCCUGUGGGGUGGGGCUUUAUCGAUGCUGGCUGCACAUUGGCGCACAAUGUGCCAGUGUGUGAUAGUGGAGGUGGUUCAUGGGUCAAGACAGUAUGAUGCAUGAAGCCAGUAGAGUAACCGUUUUGUCAUUUUGUUUUUUGAAGUGAUGGACACAGACUUUAAGUACAUGAUGGAGCAUAUUUUAGGUGCAAUAAACAGAUGCAAUAUGCAAUAAA